AUGUCUUCAAGGAAGGGAGCCGGCUACAACUCGGACAGCCUUGGAACAUCAGGCGGAAAGAAAGUAAUUUCUCCACUUGAUCAUGUUAGAGAUUCGUUUGCACAAUUCAUUAAAGAUACUAGCGAUUCGCCAGAAAACAAACUCAAGAAAUUUAAGAAAGAUAUUAUGGAUGCUAUCGUCGCUUCUUCACAAGCUUUAGCCGCUGAUCCACCGGAUCCACAGCUUGCUCUCACAAAAGCUAAGGAGGCUGAGACCCAAAUGAAGGCUCUCCAAGAUUUCAUCACAUCCAAGAACGUUGAAGAAUUAGAAUUUAAGACAUACAAAUAUACAGUUUUAAUGCAACUCGCAGAUGCAUAUAAGGCAAAUACCAACUACGAUGAAGCCAUCCACAGAUACGAGAGGCUCCUUAAGGACCAUGAAUAUCCUAACCAGUUCAUGGCUUACCUUGAGAUCGGAAAUAUCAACAUGGCUCUUGGCAAAUACGAGGAUGCUGUCAAGAACUACAACAUGGGUAUCAACUACCUUAAACCAGAGCAUAACAGAUUUAAGGCUCGCUUCAACCACGCUUGCGGUGUUGCUCAGAUUUGCUUAGGCCAGUACCAUCUUGCUCUUUCUUCAUUUGAAACAGCUAUGCGUGUUGACCCAUCCAUCAAGACAGGCUUCAACCUUGUUCUUUGCCACGCAAUUUUAUCAUCAACAGAAGAUAUGCGCGAAGCUUACAAAGGAUUGCUUGGUGUUAAGCCAGUUACAACAAUUAGCGAUCUCCAAGAGUCUGAUGUUCUCGGAAAUCAGCUUCACGUUGAACGCCGCGAACAAGUCAGAUUAGUCAUGCUUACAAGCCGUUUAGUUGCUUCCAAGAGCGACAAAGACUGGCAAGAAGCAUACGAUUUUGUACUUCAGAGGCUCAAACAAUCAAAAUUCCCAGAAGCAACUGGAGAAUUCGAAAUUGCUUACUCUCUUGCACAUCUCAACCAUCGUAAUGCUGACAAGGCUAUUGAAAUCCUUCGCCAGAUCAGAAAGAAAGACCCAGCUCUUAUGGCUCUUGCAGCUACAAACCUUUCCUUCUUAUAUUACCUCGAACAAGACUACGAAAACGCCAACAAAUACGCUCAAAUGGCUCUUGACCACGAUAAAUACAACGCACAGGCUCUUGUCAACAAGGGUAACUGUCUUAUGCAAUCCAACCAUGAAGAUGAGGCCAGAGACCAAUACCUUGAAGCUAUUGGUGUCGAGGCCGACUGCGUUGAAGCCCUCUACAACCUCGGUGUUGUUUCUAAGAUGAUGGGCCAAUACGAGGAAGCUCUUCAAGUUUUCGAGAAACUCAACAGAAUCAUUCCAAAGGCUCCAGAAGUCGCAUUCGAAAUUUCCGAUUGUUACGAAAAGGCUGGAUUUAAUACAAAUGCCAUCGAAUGGCUUCAUCGUCUUAUCAACAUACAGCCAAAGGAUCCAGCCAUUUGGCGCCGCCUCGGUGCUAUCUGGGAUCGUGAUCAAAACGAAGCCCAGGCCUUCCAAUGCUAUACCGAAUCUUACAAAUACUGCCCAAGUGACAUUGACGUUAUCCAAUGGCUUGGCAGCUACUUCAGGAAGAAACAGUCAUACGACCAAGCCCUCAAAUUCUUCGAGCGCGCAUCAGAACUUGCUCCAAAGCAACCACGUUAUUUAAUGAUGGUCGCUUCAUGCCACAGAAACAUGGAUCAGAAACAGGAAGCACUUACAACAUACGAGAAAGUCAUGCAGCUCGAUCCGAACAACAAGCAGUGCUUAGAGCACUUGAUCAAGCUGACAACAGAAAUGGGUUUGUCAGCAAAGGCUGAUUACUACCAGCGCCUUUACAAGGAUCUCAUGGAGAGAAUUGCUAUCAUGCAGCAGGAAGAGAUGGAAGCACAACAGCAACAAGGACAGGAUGACACACCAAUGGGAUUCCAGCCACAACAGUUCGGAAAUGAUGAUUUCAGAAGACCUCAAGACAAUGUAAUGAAUUUCGGAAAUCAAAGAGAAAAUGUUGUCGCUCCAGAUCUCAACGUUGAUGCUAAUGCUAAUGGAAUGGUCCAGAAUGCUCGUGCAGGUGAAGGUGAUGGAAACAUGUGGGAUGAUGUCGAUAUCGAUUUACCAGAUUAA
Messenger RNA from Trichomonas vaginalis G3, 2118 nucleotides. Its product is annotated as intraflagellar transport protein 88-like protein family. Gene Ontology annotation, molecular function: kinesin binding. NCBI's taxonomy places the organism in Eukaryota, Parabasalia, Trichomonadida, Trichomonadidae. The coding region runs from base 1 to 2118 and encodes 705 amino acids. The transcript has a single exon. Gene Ontology annotation, cellular component: centriole; ciliary base; ciliary basal body. Gene Ontology annotation, biological process: non-motile cilium assembly; intraciliary transport. The record is from RefSeq and is a predicted model, not a curated record.